AAGAUGAAGAUAACAGACUUCGAGAACAGGAGGAGUUUUAAAUCCAUAUGGCUCAACAGCCAGUUCAGAGAGGAGGAGAUCACCCUCUACCCUGACAAGCACGGCUGUGUGCGGGACCUUUUGGAAGAAUGUAAAAAGUCAGUUGAGCUUUCUGAAAAAGGCUCUGAGAAGCUCAGGCUGUUAGAGAUAGUAAGCUAUAAAAUCAUCGGGGUUCACCAGGAGGACGAGCUCCUAGAAUGUUUAUCUCCGGCUGCCAGUCGCACCUUCAGAAUAGAGGAGAUUCCUUUGGAUCAGGUGGACUUGGACAAGGACAGCGAAAUGCUAAUCCCUGUCGCUCAUUUCCACAAGGAAGUCUUCGGCACCUUCGGGAUCCCCUUCUUGCUUAAGAUCAGACAGGGUGAGUCAUUUCGGGAGGUGAUGAGGAGGAUCCAGACCAUGCUGGACAUCCAGGAGAAAGAAUUUGAGAAGUUCAAGUUUGCGAUUGUGAUGAUGGGCCGGCAUCAGUACAUCACUGAAGACGAGUACGAGGUCAACCUGAAGGACUUUGAACCACAGCCAGGUAACAUGUCCCACCCGCGCCCCUGGCUAGGGUUGGAUCAUUUCAACAAAGCUCCAAAGAGAGGUCGCUACACCUACCUGGAGAAAGCAAUCAAGAUCCACAACUAAAGCAGCCCACCCUUCCUCGUCGUCCUCCUCCUCCUCAUCCUCCUCCUCCUGCUCCGCCUUCCUCCCUACCUACCCUACUUUAACACACCCAUAACCACAGACUGUAACCAACUGUGUGUGUGCGUGCGUGUGUGUGUUUGUGUGUGAAAGACUGUGUGGGUAUGCGUGCGUGCUCGUGUGUGUGUGUGUUCAUCACUUUUAACACCCCGCCUGGACACCUCUACAGCUCUACACCGGCACUAUGUCUUCAGCGAUACGGAUCUUGCUGCAGCUGACGGAUUAUUCUUCAACCACAAAAUAAACUGCACCAACCACCUCCUGACUGUUUAUUUUGCUGUUUAUAUCUUUUCUUUUCUUUUCUUUUUUUUUAAAAAAAAGCCCCCCCCUUACGUUCGAGGCUACUUGUUUUGGUUUUUUUUUCUUGUUUUUUUUUCUGGCUUCUCUUAACUGUUGGCUGCCUGUUUUGGUUUUUUGUUUUUUCCCCUAUUUUUUUUGUUGCCUGUCUGGAAGUGUGAGAAAUGAAAUUGGAUUUUAAAAUGAAAUAAGCGGAGACGGGAGAGGAAGUGGGACACAGUAUAAAUAAAUAAAAAAUAUAUAUAUAUACAUAAAUAUAUAUAUAUAUAUAUACGAACUUCUAGACUUUAGGUUUUUUUUUUCCCCUCUCCCAUGUCACUCACCAGCUUUUUUUUUCCCUUCGAUUUUCCUUUUUUUUUUUUUCUUGGGUUGUUUUUAAAUAAAGAGUUGUUUGAAGAGGCAUCAUGCUGCUGUGUGGAGAGUUUGAUGGAAGGAUGUUUGCGAGGACUAACUGACAAAAAAAAGGGGGAGAGGGCCCGAUGGCCGUUCUGCAGAUACAUUUUUUUUUGUUUUUUCAAAAGCGGCUGCUAACUGGCGUCCAUCCUCUUUUAAAAUGCCUGAGGCUCACUAGUUGCCCUGAUGUGGUUCUUAUAUUUUCUGUUCCCAUCCUUUAGUGCAAAAAAAAGAAAAAAAAAAAGUAUUUCCAAGUUUACACACACUUCUUUCUCACUUAGUUUUGCUGGGAGGUAAAAUAAAUGAUUUUUUUUGUCUCUUUCUGCCGAUCUUGUAUAAUAAAAAUAAGAAUCCACAGCAUCUGUUUAAAAAUAAAUGGGGAGAAAUAAGGAAGAAAAUUUGUCUGUAUUUCAUCUUGCACGUUGGCACUUAACGUCAGAGGUUUCUCAGGACUGGCAAAUGUACAUUUUGGCUGUGAUUUUUUUUUAGUUUUUUUUUUAGUUGCUUAGUGAUUUUAAAGGAACACACACACACACACAAAUACAUUACACCCUCCUUGAUUCUCUUCCUGUUUGUUAUUUGAGGGUUUUCAUGUCUUUUUCAGUCAUUCCUCUGAACACACACACACACACACAUUCUCUCUCUCUCAAAGCUUCAUCUUCUCCCUCCCAUCUUAUCUUGAUUGAAACUGUCGCCUCCAGGUGGUUGGGAGCAGUAACUGCGCUGUGCUUUGGUAGGGAGCUGCAGACACUUAGAGCCCCACAGGUUUGAGGAUUUGUGUAGAGACAAAACCAGCAUUGUAAGAAACACUUUAAGCCCUAUGAAUUUAUUUUUCUUUUUGGUUGUUUUAUUUCUUUUAAAGCACAGAUUGAAUGCUCCCCUAAUAGCGCAUAGCUGGCUCUGUAAAGACAACAUUUAAGAAUUGUAUAUUUAAAAAUAUGAACGUGUAAAAUUUAAGAGAAACACGCGCCUUUGUUGUUGGGUACAAAAGGAGCCAGGUGUUCAUAUUUCUUGUGUGUAGGGUUUAUUUUCUCCUUUUUUUUGCGUUCCUGAUGUACCAUUGACGAUUUUUUCUGUUACAUUUGGAGUUUUUUCUUUUCUUUUCAAAACUAACGGCAUUGGUUUUGUCUUGUUAAAAAGUGCAGUACAAAGAUGACCUGCAGAAUCACACCUUAAUUUGAUCUUUUCCAGUUUAAAAUCCUCAGUGUAGCAGCAGUGUACGACAACUAUUCCUGUAUAUUGCCUUUUUGCUGGAAAAUGUAUGUUGAAUAAAAUUUUCUAUAAAAA
This is a messenger RNA of Scomber scombrus (Atlantic mackerel), 2700 nucleotides long. Its product is annotated as ubiquitin carboxyl-terminal hydrolase 7-like. Lineage: Eukaryota; Metazoa; Chordata; Actinopteri; Scombriformes; Scombridae. The transcript has 7 exons. The coding region runs from base 4 to 666 and encodes 220 amino acids. The record is from RefSeq and is a predicted model, not a curated record.